Cicer arietinum (chickpea) is the source of this 830-nucleotide messenger RNA. It is a transcript of the gene CAPLEA-1, whose product is annotated as late embryogenesis abundant protein 1-like. NCBI's taxonomy places the organism in Eukaryota, Viridiplantae, Streptophyta, Magnoliopsida, Fabales, Fabaceae. The record is from RefSeq and is marked provisional.
AAAAUACCAUAAAAGGAAAGUUUGUAUAAUAUAGCUAGUGAGUGAAAUCAUUCAUACUCUUUGAAGAACAAAAAUGGCAUCACACGACCAAAGCUACAAAGCUGGUGAGACCAUGGGCCGAACUGAGGAAAAGACCAACCAAAUGAUUGGCAACAUAGAAGAUAAGGCCCAAGCUGCAAAGGAAAAAGCCCAGCAAGCAGCCCAAACCGCCAAAGACAAAACCAGUCAGACAGCCCAAGCUGCAAAGGAAAAGACCCAACAAACAGCCCAAGCAGCAAAGGAAAAGACCCAACAAACAGCCCAGGCAGCAAAGGAUGAGACCCAACAAACAGCCCAAGCAGCAAAGGAUAAGACCCAACAGACAACCGAAGCAACAAAAGAAAAAGCCCAAGACACAACUGGUCGAGCAAGAGAAAAGGGGUCAGAAAUGGGCCAGUCAACUAAGGAAACGGCCCAAUCAGGAAAAGACAAUUCAGCUGGGUUUUUGCAGCAGACUGGAGAAAAGGUUAAGGGUAUGGCCCAAGGUGCAACUGAUGCUGUAAAACAAACCUUUGGAAUGGCAAAUGAUGAUAAAGACAAAGAUCAUUUCCCAACCAAUCGUCACUGAGAUUAUUAGUUAUAUUAAUUAUGCUAUAUUUCAAUAAUGUUGUGAUUUGUUUUUCUUGAAUUUGGCUUUUUAGCAAACGCACUUUUUUUUAAAAAUAAGUUGCGUUUCCCUCAUAUCUAGAAGUGAGAGGGAAAUGUAUAAUUAUGUAUUAUGUACUAUUAUCUAUUUUGUAGUUUGAAGUUUGAACCUUGUUGUAAUAAUGCUAUAAUUUGCUUUUAAAUCU